Chelonus insularis is the source of this 899-nucleotide messenger RNA. Its product is annotated as phospholipase A2-like. The transcript is spliced from 4 exons. Gene Ontology annotation, biological process: phospholipid metabolic process; arachidonate secretion. The record is from RefSeq and is a predicted model, not a curated record. The coding region runs from base 206 to 814 and encodes 202 amino acids. NCBI's taxonomy places the organism in Eukaryota, Metazoa, Arthropoda, Insecta, Hymenoptera, Braconidae.
AAAUUAAAACAACUUAAUAAAGUAUGUCCAAAUAUUCAACAAUUACUUCAUGAGUCAUUUUUGAAUAAGAAAAAAAGAUGAUUAAACUCAAGAAAAGGUGAAAAACUUCUAAUAAUGAAUCAUUUUUAACUAAAGUGUUACUUGCGAAACUUUGUUAACCUUUGUUCACCAAAACUCUAACCUAAUUUAUUGUCAAAAAAAAAAAAUGGACUAUUUUAAUUUACAAAUAAAAUUUAUUUCUUUGACAAUAUUUAUCUGGUCAAUCUAUUCAAUUUAUUUAUCACAAUCUCUAGUGAUUCCCGAAAACAAUACAUCAUUAUUAAAUAUCUCUUACUUUAAUGAUGACAACUUGAUGGAGCUGAAUGAUACCCACGCACAAAAACGAAGAGAAUUAAUAUUUCCUGGUACUUUAUGGUGUGGCUUAGGCAACGUAGCAGUUUAUGAUGAUGAAGUAGGAUUCUUCAGCUACACUGAUAGUUGUUGCAAAAAUCAUGACAAAUGUCGUCUUGAUGUUUCUUAUUCACAUAAAAGUAAAAUUGAAGGUGUUAUUGAUUUUUUAUUCAAAUCAGACACAAUUUGUCCAUGUGACUCGGCUUUUUACGUAUGUUUACGCAAAGCAAACACUUUUAUCUCCAAGACAGUAGGAAAAAUAUUUUUUAAUGUUCUCAGACCCACGUGCCUAACUUUAGAUCAUCCUAUUUUGUCAUGUACCAAGUAUCAGGGGAAGCUGUUUAGACACCGAUGUCUUGAGUAUGAGCUUAAUACAUCAGCACCAAUGACGAUAUAUAGGAAAGAUAAUCCAUUUUUUUACUAGAAAAUUCUCAAAUGAAUUAUUAUUUUAUUGUUCUGACAAUUCAUAAUACUUUAAAUGAAUAUUUACUCAGUAUUUUUCAAUUUUU